Molecule: messenger RNA, 911 nt
Organism: Monopterus albus (swamp eel)
Lineage: Eukaryota; Metazoa; Chordata; Actinopteri; Synbranchiformes; Synbranchidae
Product: receptor-type tyrosine-protein kinase FLT3-like
Exons: 6
Coding region: 48-911 (287 amino acids)
Source: RefSeq, a predicted model, not a curated record
GGACAGGGAGUUCAGUAUCGAGUGCUGACUAUCAUAACAAAGGAGUGAUGUGCUGUGCUACUAAUGAAGAAGGACAAGAGUGCACCCAACUGUAUGACUACGACCUGGACCGUGAUCCAGAGAAAAAUGAGGAGGAUUUUAAUGUGACUGUGAGCUCCAAGCAGUCUUUGCUGCUACGCUGCCGAAGUAGGAAUCCUAAGCCUGUGUGGAAGAAGGACAACGAAACACUGGAUGCCAGAAAAUUAGCAUGUUCUUCUAAAGAUAACAAAGAGCUCUGUAUUAAAAGUGAUAGGCAUUUGUCAACUCGUAUGGCCUACGUGUUCAUCAGAUCAGUUAGUGAGGAGCACAGGGGCAUGUACACCUGCACAGGAGGGGGAAAGAUAGCUAAGGCUGUUGACGUUCGUAUCCAGGAUAACGCUUCCCUCGAUGCCCAGUUGAAUAAGAGCAAGAUCAUACCAGCUCAGAAGGCAUCGAGUACUUGUCUGCAAGCCAGUGUUUCUUACCACCCUGUGCUCCACUACUGUUCCUGGGAGACUCCCGAUAACAUGAGAAUUAAAUGCACGAGGGAAACGUUUGUUACGAAACACAGGACUGUAAGGCUAUGUCCUCAAAACCCUUCACACCCCUCACUCAUAACAGGAGAUUAUAAGUUACACUUGAUGGCUGGGAACCAAAAUCUAACGAAGACUAUAACAGUGAAGGUUGUAGAUACAAUAUCAUGUGUAAGUGUUCGGGCCCUGAAUUCCUCUGACCGUCCUUCUUUCUCCAAACUGUUGUCCUUUAUGUGUGACGAGCUGCAGAGGGAGGAAGAGGUAGGCCUGCAGAAUCCAACAACCUUGGGUGGAGCCCAGUCUGACUUGGACGUGGUGACAGUUGAGGAGAAGCUUAUGAAGCCAUCAGACAUUCAGUGA